Molecule: messenger RNA, 992 nt
Organism: Rosa chinensis
Lineage: Eukaryota; Viridiplantae; Streptophyta; Magnoliopsida; Rosales; Rosaceae
Product: cysteine-rich repeat secretory protein 55
Exons: 1
Coding region: 81-872 (263 amino acids)
Source: RefSeq, a predicted model, not a curated record
CUCACUAAAGAAAGUAAGAAACCCAAUUAAAGGAAGCCUCAUUCCACAGCUCAUGCAUGUGAGUUUAUAGCUAGCCUAGAAUGAAGAUUAUAGGGCAGAUUAGUAUUCUUAUCCUACUAGUUCUAGGCAUUUGCAGCAUAGAUGCUGCAGAUCCUAUGGCAGAUUUCUGCAACAAAGACACUAAUAUAAGCAAAAGUAGUCAAAUCUCAGCAAAUAUUGAUGCUCUACUGGCUGAGUUGGUUUCCAAAACUGACUCAACUGGCUAUUUUGCUACUUCCUAUGGCAAAGGCCAAGCUCAAGUCUAUGGCUUGGCUCAAUGCAGAGGUGAUGUUGUGGGAAGCAAAGACUGCUCAAGUUGUAUUCAAGACGCUGCAAAAGAAAUCCGCCAGCGUUGUCCAGACCAAGCAGCUGCAACGAUUUGGUAUGACUUUUGCUUCUUGAGGUAUAGCAACAAGAGUUUCAUUGGAGAAGUUGAUACGUCUUAUGGUAUAAUCUUCUAUAAUGUUCAGAAUGUGACUGACCCUGAGAAGUUUGUCAAAGAACUAGGAGCUCUUGUGGAUAAUAUUAAAGCACAAGCUGUGGUGCCAAAGAAUCUAGGAUUUGGGAAAGGUGAGACCAAGCUGUCACCAUUGACGACACUCUAUGCCUUUGGGCAAUGCACAAGGGACUUAGGUAAGCUAGAUUGUUCUCAGUGCUUGGCCAUUGCAGUGGGAAACUACGAAACCAUUUGUGGCAAUCGAAGGGGAUGUCGAGUUCUGUAUGGUAGUUGCUAUGUCAGAUAUGAGCUCUAUCCAAUUUUCUACCCUGUUGGUUCCAACAGUAGUAUGAAUGUUGUGGCUGAUGAAACUAAAAUGAUUCUAGUCAAUCCAUAGAAUUUGUAUUCAGAGUGUGCUAUUCAAAAUAAGCUACUCCAUUACGUUGUAUUUUAAUAAGCAAGCACAUGUAUCUUUUUCUCCAUUGUGGUAAUAAGUACGAAAUUCCAUUCUGUGAUC